UUCCCACAUUUUCAGGUCUUCCAGAAGAAUGGCAAACAUUUUAUGAAGCGUACGAAAGCACCACAGCCGAAUUUGGAUAUAACAGCCUCCACAACAUUAUGCGCCUCAGAGAUGCUAUCAAGGGUCGAGCCAGAGAAACCGUCGAAUCGCUGCUAGGUAAUUCUGCCAACGCCGACACCAUUAUACGAACGCUGCUUGAAACCUUUGGUCGUCCGGAACAGCUGAUUAGAAGCCAAAUUGAGAAGGUUCGUGCCAUUCCACCUUUAGCCAAUGACAACCUGGAAGCCCUGGUAAACUUCGCCAACAAAAUCUCGAACAUGGCCACAUUUGUGAAGAACGUGAAGGAAGAUCACCAUCUUUCCAACCCUUCAUUGUUGAGCGAACUGGUCGCUAAACUUUCCACAAGCCGCCAAUUGCAGUGGGCCGAAAAAUGCCUCCAAUUACAACAACCAGCCACCAUAGUUGACUUUGCAGAAUGGCUAUCAGUACUGCGUCGCCUGGCCAAUAUCGUCCAUGACAACUUGCCGUCAACUUCGACCAAUGCCGCAUCAAACCGCCGCCAUUUUGCUGCUACUGCACCGCCACCAAACCGAAAAUACGUCAACGUCACUGUCAGCCAAUGUCCAGUAUGUAAGGGUGAGUGCACUAACAUAAAACACUGUACAGAAUUUUUAAACAUGUCCAUCGACAAAAGAUGGAACACUAUAAAAGGGCUCAAGAUUUGCUUUUGUUGUUUAAAACGUGGACAUCAAGUUAAAUUUUGCCACACAAAACGCCGUUGUGGCGUUAAUGAUUGCCCAAAGCCACACAACAAUUUAUUGCACAGUACACUUUCACAACCACAACCGGAGCCAGCGACCGAGCCAACUCAUUUGUCCACGACGGGUGGGACACAAAAUAACCGCACGGUCACGUCCGAAGCACAACGACCACAAACCGAAAGACGAAAUUGCCAUGCAGCUCAUUCUCCCGAUAAUGUGCUUUUCCAGAUUUUACCCAUAACUUUGUAUGGGCAGCACAAAACAAUAAGCACUUACGCCUUUAUUGACGACGGCGCCAACGUUUCUAUGCUGGAUCUGGAAAUAGCACGAGAACUUGAACUCCAUGGAGAACCUGAGCACUUGGAGCUGCAAUGGCUUAAUACUCACCGCGUUACACAGAAAACGGAAAAAAUUCGCGUGACCAUCAGUGGAGUUGGCCAGUUUAACAGAAAAUACUUACUUUCCAAUGUUUACGUUUCAUCGGAUAUGUCAUUGCCAGUACAGAGUUGCCAUAUAGCUCAUUUUAUGAAAUCCCAAAAAAGUGACAAAAUCGCCAAUUUAAAUAUGCGGGAUUAUUCUAAUGUUCAACCAAAAAUGAUUUUAAGCUUAACCGAUUCUUUCCUAACAGUUCCCAUUGAGACGCCUACACUUUUAUCCGAAUUUGGACCCAUUGUGUCAACCACCAGAUUAGGCGCUGUUAUAUAUGGACCAAUUCCUGGUGAAGAACCAACAAACAUAAAGAGGGCUUUACACGUAAGGAAGUGUGUGUACCAAAAUGAUGUUUUGAAGAAGUUGAGCGAUAUGAUGCGUGGUUAUUUUGAUGUGGAGACCCUUGGAACCAAAAUACCCGUGAAACCUAUAAAAUCCAAAGAAGAUGAGAGAGCAAUGGGCAUAUUGGAAACAAACACAAAGCAAGUAAAUGGCCGAUAUGAAUGUUCGUUGUUGUGGAGAGAAGAUGUGAGACCGAUCCCUGACUCAUACAACAUGGCUUUGAAUCGUUUGUACUCUGUGGAACGUAAGAUGGCAAAAGACAGUGAGUAUAAAAUGGAAUAUUGCGAUAAAAUAGCAGAUUAUGUUAAAAAAGGAUAUUGCCGUAAAUUAUCGGAUGAAGAAAAAUCUAUAAUGCGCGAACGGACCUUUUAUUUGCCCCAUUUUGGUGUAAUAAAUCCAAAUAAAAAAGGAAUUCGGCUGGUUUUUGAUGCGGCGGCCGAGGUUAUGAACUUCUCAUUAUACAAAGCCUUACUUCCUGGUCCUGACAUUAAUAACUCAUUAAUUUCAAUUCUUUUUAAAUUUAGAGAAUCCCCCAUUGCUGUAUGUGGUGACAUACAAGAGAUGUUUCACCAGAUCGCCAUUGCCAGGAAAUACCAAGAUAGCCAAAGAUUUCUGUGGAGAGAUGGCAAUCCUGAUCAGCCUGUGGACACUUAUGUUAUGGAAAGGCUUAUUUUUGGAGCCACCUGUUCACCAACCAUUGCCCAAUAUGUCAAGAAUAAAAAUGCGACAAAAUACAUCGAAAAGUCACCAAGAGCCGUCCAUGGUAUCAUCGAACGUCAUUAUGUGGAUGAUUAUGUCGAUUGUUUCGAAACUGAAGAUGAAGCCCUUAAUGUUGUUCGCGAAGUGGUAAGGAUCCAUAAAUCCGGUGGUUUCCAUCUUCGCAACAUAAUAUCCAACAGUGAACGAGUGGCAAUACUAUGUGGUAAUAAUCCUGGCAAUGGCGAGAACAGUGGCAACUUUCUUUUUGAUGACAGCAUAGAACGGGUACUCGGUAUUCAUUGGGCACCAAAGACAGAUGAUUUUUGUUUUCAUUUGCGUUUGGCCAAAGUGGACAAAAAUAUAUUAAAUUUUAUAAAGGUGCCAACAAAAAGGGAGAUGCUCGGCCUAAAUAUGUCCGUAUACGACCCAUACGGAUUCCUGUGCGACUUUAUGGUGACGUCAAAGGUGCUAAUGCAGAAGGUCUGGAAAUGUGGGAUUCUUUUACGGUGCUACAGUGGAUUCGGUCAGAUCACCGAAAAUACAAGCAAUAUGUGGCAAAUCGUGUGGCUGAGAUAUUGGACGGCAGCAGCAUUGAACAAUGGAGGUGGUGCCCUGGUAACGAGAACACUGCAGACGAAGGAACUCGCUCAAAACUGUUCAAGCCAUAUGAACCCGAAGGACGUUGGAAAAAUGGACCAACGUUUUUGCUGAAGGCGGAAUCGUAUUGGCCGAGUGAGGUGCACAAUCAAAUGAAAAAGGAUGAAAGUGGCUCAGAACUGCGAUCCAAGCACAGAGUUCUGGUGGCUCA
Molecule: messenger RNA, 3039 nt
Organism: Stomoxys calcitrans (stable fly)
Lineage: Eukaryota; Metazoa; Arthropoda; Insecta; Diptera; Muscidae
Exons: 2
Coding region: 99-2942 (947 amino acids)
Source: RefSeq, a predicted model, not a curated record